GCCCCAUUCCCCGCCCCGCCCGACCCCCAGGUUUCGGCUCACCCCGGGACCCGGCCCUAGCCCCUGCCCCCAGCCCAGGACCGGGACCAGCCACGCUCGCCCAGCCACUCGCCGCCUCGGCCCCGCCCAGCGCUCUGGCCACUCGGCGGUUACCAGCAGGUCCCGCCCGCCCGACGAAGGCGCCGCGCAGCCAAUCAGCGGCUGCCACACAGCGGCCAGAGCCGGGCUUGGGGGUUGGGACCUCCGGCUGCAGGUCCGCCUGGGCCAGACGCGCGAGCGCAGGCACUGGUUUGUGGUCGCGCGCCCGACCUCCGCAGUCCCGGCCGAGCCGCGACCCUUCCGGCCGCCCCCACCCCACCUCGCCGCCAUGCACCUCCGCCGCCUAGCGCUGUUCCCGGGUGUGGCGCUGCUUCUCGCCGCGGCCCGCCUCGCGGCUGCCUCCGACGUGCUAGAACUCACAGACGACAACUUCGAGAGUCGCAUCUCCGACACGGGCUCUGCGGGCCUCAUGCUCGUCGAGUUCUUCGCCCCCUGGUGUGGACACUGCAAGAGACUUGCUCCUGAGUAUGAAGCUGCAGCUACCAGAUUAAAAGGAAUAGUCCCAUUAGCAAAGGUUGACUGCACUGCCAACACUAACACCUGUAAUAAAUAUGGAGUCAGUGGAUAUCCAACCCUGAAGAUAUUUAGAGAUGGUGAAGAAGCAGGUGCUUAUGAUGGACCUAGGACUGCUGAUGGAAUUGUCAGCCACCUGAAGAAGCAGGCAGGACCAGCUUCAGUGCCUCUCAGGACUGAGGAAGAAUUUAAGAAAUUCAUUAGUGAUAAAGAUGCAUCUAUAGUAGGUUUUUUCGAUGAUUCAUUCAGUGAAGCUCACUCCGAGUUCCUAAAAGCAGCCAGCAACUUGAGGGAUAACUACCGAUUUGCACAUACGAAUGUUGAGUCUCUGGUGAACGAGUAUGAUGAUAAUGGAGAGGGUAUCAUCUUAUUUCGUCCUUCACAUCUCACUAACAAGUUUGAGGACAAGACUGUGGCAUAUACAGAGCAAAAAAUGACCAGUGGCAAAAUUAAAAAGUUUAUCCAGGAAAACAUUUUUGGUAUCUGUCCUCACAUGACAGAAGACAAUAAAGAUUUGAUACAGGGCAAGGACUUACUUAUUGCUUACUAUGAUGUGGACUAUGAAAAGAAUGCUAAAGGUUCCAACUACUGGAGAAACAGGGUAAUGAUGGUGGCAAAGAAAUUCCUGGAUGCUGGGCACAAACUCAACUUUGCUGUAGCUAGCCGCAAAACUUUUAGCCAUGAACUUUCUGAUUUUGGCUUGGAGAGCACUGCUGGAGAGAUUCCUGUUGUUGCUAUCAGAACUGCUAAAGGAGAGAAGUUUGUCAUGCAGGAGGAGUUCUCGCGUGAUGGGAAGGCUCUGGAGAGGUUCCUGCAGGAUUACUUUGAUGGCAAUCUGAAGAGAUACCUGAAAUCUGAACCUAUCCCAGAGAGCAAUGAUGGGCCUGUAAAGGUAGUGGUAGCAGAGAAUUUUGAUGAAAUAGUGAAUAAUGAAAAUAAAGAUGUGCUGAUUGAAUUUUAUGCCCCUUGGUGUGGUCACUGUAAGAACCUGGAGCCCAAGUAUAAAGAACUUGGUGAGAAGCUCAGCAAAGACCCAAAUAUCGUCAUAGCCAAGAUGGAUGCCACAGCCAAUGAUGUGCCUUCUCCAUAUGAAGUCAGAGGUUUUCCUACCAUAUACUUCUCUCCAGCCAACAAGAAGCUAAAUCCAAAGAAAUAUGAAGGUGGCCGUGAAUUAAGUGAUUUUAUUAGCUAUCUACAACGAGAAGCUACAAACCCCCCCGUAAUUCAAGAAGAAAAACCCAAGAAGAAGAAGAAGGCACAGGAGGAUCUCUAAAGCAGUAGCCAAACACCACUUUGUAAAAGGACUCUUCCACCAGAGAUGGGAAAACCAUUGGGGAGGACUAGGACCCAUAUGGGAAUUAUUACCUCUCAGGGCCGAGAGGACAGAAUGGAUAUAAUCUGAAUCCUGUUAAAUUUUCUCUAAACUGUUUCUUAGCUGCACUGUUUAUGGAAAUACCAGGACCAGUUUAUGUUUGUGGUUUUGGGAAAAAUUAUUUGUUUUGGGGGGAAUGUUGUGGGGGUGGGGUUGAGUUGGGGGUAUUUUCUAAUUUUUUUUGUACAUUUGGAACAGUGACAAUAAAUGAGACCCCUUUAAA
Symphalangus syndactylus (siamang) is the source of this 2207-nucleotide messenger RNA. RefSeq names its product protein disulfide isomerase family A member 3 (gene PDIA3). Gene Ontology annotation, cellular component: cell surface; endoplasmic reticulum. Lineage: Eukaryota; Metazoa; Chordata; Mammalia; Primates; Hylobatidae. Gene Ontology annotation, molecular function: protein disulfide isomerase activity. The record is from RefSeq and is a predicted model, not a curated record. Gene Ontology annotation, biological process: response to endoplasmic reticulum stress; protein folding.